UUUAAAACAUUGUUCUUAGAAACAAAUUCAGAGACAGACAGUCAACGGAAAAGUAAGCCGAGAAGAAAUCGUACAACAUUUUCUAGUUGUCAGUUGCGAGCAUUAGAAAAAGUGUUUGAAAGGACUCAUUAUCCAGACGCGUUUGUCAGAGAGGAACUGGCAAGAAGAGUUUGUCUGUCAGAGGCUAGAGUUCAAGUUUGGUUUCAAAACCGGAGGGCGAAAUUCCGAAGGAACGAAAGAAGUAGUCUGUCGAGGAACAACCCCACACUAUCAACCGUACCCGAUUGCAGAUCUCCGAACGUAGAACAACCCCUUUUACCCAGGUCAAAUACGAACGUCGUUCACGCGGAACCUCCAUUUACAGCUGGCUCUGGUUUUGGUGGUCUUCUGGAGUACUCAGCGUGGAAAUCGAACGGCUUGUCACAGUGUGGAAUGUUUCAACACUCGUCAAGUUACCCGGCUUUUUUACCUGCAGCAGUCUCCACCACAGGUAGUCAUGCCCACGGUAAUCCUUCGAUGUCGAUGGCAGUUUCAAACUGUCUAGUACCGAACCACCACCAUCACCACCAUCACCAUGCCGGUUACAUGGUUUCCACUAACCUGGCGAACAUGAGAAUUCGUCCUCAAGAAUAUUAUAUGGACACACCUCAUAUGUAGUAGACUUUCAGACCACGUAUAUAUAUACCAUAAAUUACAGCUCGUCAACAUGUGUUUUUAUUAUAUUUAAAAUAUACUUUAUUUUGUUCGCUUUUACUUUUAUUUUCGUACAUUAUUAUUAAUUAUACAGUGUCUCAUCUCCAUUGUCUUCUUAAACAACUUUUUUUCUAAAUAAUAUUUUUGAAAAGAAGAUGGGCAAGUUCAGAUUACUGGUCUGCUAUACAAUAUGAGUCUAAAGGGGUAAAGUGGGUCUCUAUAUCAAAUUUGAAUUCUAUGAUAUAAAAUCGUUGUAUACGAAUGUCAAAGGAGGUCUAUCAGCCUAUAUUAGUCAUUUAUACACGACUAUAAAGACUAUUAAUGAUCAUCAAUCAAUAAUCAUCAUUCAUCGUGGACCUGCAGGCUGUGUGCAAUAAUAUAUCGACGAUAAACCGUUUCCUGGGAAAAAUAAUAGUUUCACUAAAAAUGGAUUACCUACUGUUUAGUUAUCUUAGUUGAUACGUUCAAAUUCAAUAUAAAUAUUAGAUAUAUUAUAUUUUCCACAAUUUUUCUUAUUUUGUUAUCAUGAUUCUUCUACUGUUUACGUUGUGGAGGGAGAACUUGAUUCUCCCGAUAAACGUUUUUCCAAUCAUAUAAAGCUGCUCAAACGCCCAGCUACCGUUUAGUUACGAAAAGCCCACCUAAUCAACAGAUAAGUCCUCUACCAUUUUUAUAUUAAUAGCAUACUAUGUACAAACAUCUAGAAAUUAGUAGACU
Acyrthosiphon pisum (pea aphid) is the source of this 1410-nucleotide messenger RNA. Its product is annotated as paired mesoderm homeobox protein 2. The transcript has 4 exons. Gene Ontology annotation, biological process: regulation of transcription by RNA polymerase II. Gene Ontology annotation, cellular component: nucleus. Gene Ontology annotation, molecular function: DNA-binding transcription factor activity, RNA polymerase II-specific; RNA polymerase II cis-regulatory region sequence-specific DNA binding. The annotation marks the transcript as partial. The record is from RefSeq and is a predicted model, not a curated record. Lineage: Eukaryota; Metazoa; Arthropoda; Insecta; Hemiptera; Aphididae.